This is a messenger RNA of Lytechinus variegatus (green sea urchin), 2212 nucleotides long. RefSeq names its product mediator of RNA polymerase II transcription subunit 21-like (gene med21). Gene Ontology annotation, biological process: regulation of transcription by RNA polymerase II. The transcript has 4 exons. The record is from RefSeq and is a predicted model, not a curated record. Gene Ontology annotation, molecular function: transcription coregulator activity. The coding region runs from base 64 to 606 and encodes 180 amino acids. Gene Ontology annotation, cellular component: mediator complex. NCBI's taxonomy places the organism in Eukaryota, Metazoa, Echinodermata, Echinoidea, Temnopleuroida, Toxopneustidae.
AGUGCGCCAUCUAUAUCUACUGUUAUUAUAGCUUGCUACAGCUCAGAAAAUAAUUAAUUGGCGAUGGCCGACCGUGUCACUCAACUUCAAGACGCUGUAAAUCAGCUUGCUGAGCACAUGUGCAAUAGCAUUGGUGUACUCCAACAGAGUGCUCAGCCGUCCAAGUUCCCUGGGUGUGAGAAACAAGCCUCUCAAGAACAGCAGCCUAAUCAUGAGGAUUACACCCAGCUCUUUGCUCAACUGAUUGCCAGAACAGCCAAGGACAUAGAUGUACUGAUAGAUUCUCUACCGAGUGAAGAAUCCACUGUUGAACUUCAGAAUGCAAGUUUGCAGAGGUUAGAAGAGGACAAUGAGAUAGCAGCCAAACGACUUGGUGAAGUCGUUGAGAGGGGAGAGCUUCUGCUCCAUCGCAUUCAAGAAGCCCUCGCUGAGAUCGCUGAUGCCCAACUCAAGACCAAGAGUUCCUCUUCAUUGGCUGCCUCAUUGGCUGCAUCAUCAUCAAUGAAUUCUUCUUUGGGUGCCCUAGCAUCAUCAACUCAGUCUUCAGGGUCAAACUCAUCCCUGAAUGUGGGCGGGACCUCAGCAAUGAAUGGGACAAAUACUUGACAUUUCUCUAUUAUUGUAAAGCAAGUAUUGAUACUGUUAUCACACAAUGAACUGAUAAUCUAUUUGUACAGUCUAUAUAUACUCUGCAAUUAAAGAUGUGGCUUCUGCUUGUGCUUGUAACUGCAAUUGAAUGCCAAGACAAGAUAGUUGUUCUCAUCUCACCAUUGGGGAGGAGUUACACCCUACCGUAGUGUCUGGACCUUGGAAUUUAGGAUCUUUGUUUGAUAUGAAGGAUUCACAGCUAAAGAUAUCUGACUGCUUUCUUGCCCAAAUUAAAAAAAAAAUACUUUGAAAAUCAGAGAUGAUUUUAAUCUCAACCUAUGAUUUCAAGCAUAAGAAAAUAAGCAUAAAUACAGGCAUAAUGUCCGAGUAUUAAUUUGAUCAGAUCUAUUAUGCUUGGGUGUCUAACCCUAAUAAAAGGGGGGGGGGCUGAUUCAGCCCCCUUGACAUUUUUCGUGAUAAAUCUUGAUAAAUAAAUCUCGAUAAUUUAUUUUUUUUUAUUGCGCCGCUCGCUUACUUUUGACUUUAAAGUUUCGCACCACUUUUGAGACCAAAAUUACAACCCCCGGGUACAUGGUUCCGAAAUAAUGCAAAAUUUUGUAAGUGCAUGCAGACCCAAAAUUGCUCGAAAGCGUUAAUUUGUGUACAAAUCCGAUUUUCAUUGCGAUCAUGUGAUCGACAGUUUUGAAAUAGCCGUCUUUUUUUGGUUAAACAACAUCUUGAAGCAGGUUUUUAUAUCCUUUGUGAAUUCAAGCCUUUGAGUAUUCAUAGCCAAGUGAGAGUUUGGCUCUUUGGCUGUUUUAGAUUUGAAGCAAAAAUUUUCAUGGAAAAUAUGGUUUAGUUAGCUUUUGAGCCCUGUUACUAUUGUAUUGACUUUAUGUGUCAAAGUUAUAAAGUAAAUCAUUAUUACUGAGCAUGAUUAUCUCCAAAACACAUUAGCCUUGUAUAAAAAGAUAGUCAAGCAUCAUCUUAAGAAAUUUGACAUAAUGAGCUGUUUAUCCAGUGUUAAAAGAGUUGUCCAUCAUUCAGAGUGGAAUUUAGUAACCUAACCAGUUGCGGACUAGCAGUUAUGUAAUGCUAUGUAUAUUUCAUCCCAUCACCUCGUGUAGUAAAGCAAGCGUCUCCCUUACCCUGGCCUGACACAGUCCAAAUCAGGCUGAAGAAUGUCUGUGAUGGGACAGAAUUAUUUAUUGAGUCCAUAAGAUGCAGAGGUCUAUUUAACAGUAAUGUCCUGUACCAGCAGCACAGAAACAUUGUUAGCCGAACAGAGCACUAAUAGUAAGCUCAGUCACACCUUCAUGAUUGUGAAGUCAAUGCAUAUGUGUAUCCUUUGUGAAAAUAACAUGCCACAUUACCGGUUGUAACAUGACCUCUGUUAUCGCUAACAACGUUUCUGUGUGGCUGGUGCAGUUGAUUUCACCAUUCGUAAUCUACUUCCCAUGCCAAUAUUGUCACUCGGAUUACAGAUGUUGAUGAAGUGCCUCCCUACUUUGUUUGUGAGCAUCCCAAAAGUCAACUGAAUCCUCUUUGCAUGCAUUCCCUAGUGCUGCAUCCAGUAAAUCUCUGGCAGCUCUUUGUAUUGGCUUUAGAAACUAUGAUUUAGAAU